Molecule: messenger RNA, 1330 nt
Organism: Tupaia belangeri chinensis (Chinese tree shrew)
Lineage: Eukaryota; Metazoa; Chordata; Mammalia; Scandentia; Tupaiidae
Gene: GYPA
Product: glycophorin A (MNS blood group)
Exons: 7
Coding region: 109-507 (132 amino acids)
Cellular component (GO): plasma membrane
Source: RefSeq, a predicted model, not a curated record
GGUGGGCCUGAGAGAUAACACCUCCAGGCUGAGGCCAGAGACGGACGCUGUCAGUCGUUUUGAGAGGUUCUCUCGUGCUGACUUGGCGAGCCAGUUCAUGAUCUCAGGAUGUAUGAAAAAAUAAUCAUUGCACUACUGUUGUCAGGUUAUAUUUCUACCUCCUCUGCCGAAGAGAUUACUCAAACACCAGCACCAGCAACGGCCACCAUACCCCCAUCCCCGCCCAGCCAUAAUGCGCAAACAAAAGCUCCGGAAUCUGCUGUUACUAUAAGCCAUGCCCACCCAGGAGGAGAAAGAGAACCAAGAAAACAAAUUGACCACAUCUUCUCAGAACCAGUGAUAAUAGGCAUUGUUUUUGCGGCGAUGGCUGGUAUCAUUGGAACUAUCCUGUUAAUUUCUUAUGGUAUUAGCAGACUGAGAAAGAAAAGUUCAUUUGAUGUCCAAACUUCCUUCUCACAGGAUAAAAAUGUGCCUCUAAGUUCCGUUGAAACAGGAAAUGCAGAAUAAUAAUCUAUGAGAAACAACUCACCAAGCCAAAUUUUGAAAUAAUUCAAAGAAGACAGAAGACUUCAGUCAAGUGGAAGAAGAGCAUGUGAAUUGGACACUAAUAAAUCACAGACCUGCUGAUGUUGUACAAUUUGGGGAUGCAAAUCUCAUCGUGAUGGAUUCCAGAGACACAACCAUGGAAAACCAAUUUCUGCUCAUUCAUAUUUCAGGAUAAGGAACAAAUAUUUCCUUACAUGCUAACUUUCAUGUUUGUGUAAUUUUUAUAAUUAAUUGAUUAAAAAUUCUGAUCCAAAAUAUCUGUUGAAUUCAUCUGCUGUUUCUCAAGACUGACUUCUAUUGUAUUUCUAUGAUGGUGCUGUCAAAUGAAGGUUUGUAACAACUAAAUGAAACCAAAGUUCUCUUCUCUUCAAAACUUCUGGGUCUGUUUUUAUUGUUUUAAAUAAAUUAAGGGAAUAUUGAAGUCCUACAUUCAUUUCCUUCAUUGCCGAAUGGGAAAUGUAUGGUGUUACAGUAAUGCUAUUUUCUUCACAUUAAUAAAACUUGGAAAUUAUAUAUAUUUUUUAUUUAUAUAUAAUGAUACCCCCAUUUAUUAUUUAAUGUGUCAAUUGUCACAAAAGCUCUUUUCCCAUUAAAAUGUGAGAUGAUUCAUAUACAAAAAUGGUCCUUUAAAAAUAAUUUGUCUGAAAGUGGGGCACUUCCUCCUUCAGGGAGCUGACUGAGCCAUAAAUGUCUAAAAAGAAAUUUAUUGAAGUAGUUAGGGUAUCCUGCGAAAGAAAAUAAUUAAUAACCUUUCUAUGCAAAACAAACUGAAUGCAAAAAAAAA